Molecule: messenger RNA, 3285 nt
Organism: Abrus precatorius (Indian licorice)
Lineage: Eukaryota; Viridiplantae; Streptophyta; Magnoliopsida; Fabales; Fabaceae
Product: disease resistance protein RML1A-like
Exons: 8
Coding region: 1-3285 (1094 amino acids)
Biological process (GO): defense response; signal transduction
Molecular function (GO): ADP binding
Source: RefSeq, a predicted model, not a curated record
AUGCCGGAUACAAAAUUCAUUGCACACAAGAGACAAUUUUGGGCUUCUGCAAAUGAUCAUCAGUUAUUGCCUGAAAGAAUUGCUGCUAGAGCAUCUAAACUGGAAAUGCGAUCCUUAUGGAACUCUGGCAUAAAUAAUGUAUGUGUGAGAUGUAGAAUUUCAAAGCCACCAUUGAACUUGUUCGCUACUGUAGGAAUUAAAAAGAGAGAAACUGUAAAUAAAAUCGUGGCAAAGGUGAUUGGGGUAGCAGCAAAGUCAACAUCUAACAAUGCUCCUCAAAUAAAGUAUGAUGUUUUCGUUAGCUUUAGGGGCAAGGAAAUCUACCAUGGCUUUCUUAGCCUUUUGAUUGACGCUUUUUGUCAAAAGCAAAUAAAUGCCUUUGUAGAUGAUACAGUUGAGAGGGGAGAACAUAUAUCACCGUCACUUCUUGAAGCAAUUGAAGGAUCAUCCAUUUCAUUGAUCAUAUUCUCAGAAGACUAUGCUUCUUCGUCCACAUGUUUGGAAGAACUUGUGAAAAUAAUUGAGUGCAAAGAGAAAUAUGGACAAACUGUGGUACCUAUUUUUUACCAAGUAGACCCCAAAGACGUAGAGCAUCAAAAAAAGAGUUAUGAAAAUGCAUUUGCUGAACAUGAAAAAAUGUACAAUAUGUCCAGGGUUCAAAUAUGGAGACAUGCUUUGAACGAAUCUACUGAUUUAUCUGGAAUUAAGUCAUCAGAUUUUCAGAAUGACGCUGAGCUACUUGAAGAAAUCGUUAAUCUAUUGUUGUUGAGGUUGAAUAAGCACCCAAUCAAUUCAAAAGGACUUGUUGGAAUUUGCAAACCAAUUGCACACUUAGAAUCAUUGUUAUGCCAAGAGUCAAAAGAUGUUCGAAUUAUUGGAAUUUGGGGAGUGGGCGGUAUUGGCAAGACAACUAUUGUUGAAGAAGUAUUUAACCAACAAUGUUCUAAUUAUGAAGGUUGUUGUUUCCUUGCAAAGGUACGGGAAGAAUUGGGAAGACAUGGAACAAUUUCUCUUAUGGAAAGACUUUUUUCUGCAUUAUUGGCAGAAGAUGUGAAGAUUAACACUCAAAAUGAAUUGUUAAAUUAUAAGAAAAGGAUUGGGUGUAUGAAGGUUCUUAUUGUUCUUGAUGAUGUGAAUGAUACAAAUCUAUUAAAAAUAUUAUUUGGAAAAGUUGAUUGGUUUGGAGCAGGUAGUAGAGUAAUUAUAACAACUAGAGAUCAGCAAGUACUUUCCACUAUCAAAGUGGAUGAUAUAUAUGAGGUUGGGCUAUUGAGCUACAGUGAAGCACUUCAGCUUUUCAAUUUUAAUGCCUUUAACCAAAGUCAUUUUGAAAUGGAGUAUUAUGAGUUAUUGAAGGAGGUGGUUAAUUAUGUGAAAGGCAUUCCAUUAGUUCUUAAGGUUUUGGGUAGUCUCUUUCGUGGGAAAGAUAAGAAAGCAUGGAAAAUUUAUCUAGACAAACUGGAAAACAUGCCAAGUAAAAAAGUUCAUGAUGUAUUGAGACUAUGCUAUGAUGACCUAAAUCACGAAGAGCAAGUGAUAUUUUUAGAUCUUGCAUGUUUCUUUGUUGGACUGGAUUUGGAUUUGGUUUCCAUAAUAACUUUAUCAAAUGAUCAUGACAAUGAUAACUCAAUAGCUGUUGGGUUAGUAAGUUUGCUAGAUAAAGCUCUUAUUACUAUUUCAGAAGAUAAGGUUAUAUCAAUGCAUGAUUCUGUACAAGAAAUGGGUUGGGAAAUUGUUCGCCAAGAAUCUAGUGAAGACCCUGGAAGCUGCAGUCGAUUGUGGGAUCCUGAUGACAUUUAUGAAGUUUUGAAUAAUAACAAGGGAAAUGAGGCCAUUAAAAGCAUGAGGAUAGACUUGUCAGCAGUUAGAAAGUUGAAGUUAAAUCCAACUGUAUUUGAGAAGAUGACUAAUCUCCAAUUUUUAGAUUUUCAUGGAGAAUAUGAUCAAGAUUGGUUGGAUAUUUUUCCUCAAGGGCUUCAAUCUUUGUCAAAUAAUCUACGAUAUCUAAAUUGGACGCAUUAUCCUCUGAAAUCCCUGCCAGAGAAUUUUUCUGCCAAAAAUCUUGUUAUAUUGGACUUAUCUUAUAGUAAAGUGGAAAAGCUUUGGAAUGGAGUGCAGAAUCUAGAGAAUUUGAAAAUUGUUAAACUCUGCAAUUGUGAAUUCCUCAAGGAGCUGCCAGAUUUUUCAAAAGCAACAAAUCUUGAAGUACUGAAUUGCAGUUGGUGUGUUCAAUUGACUAGUGUACAUCCCUCAAUUUUCUCUCUCAACAAGCUUGAAUUCUCAGUGACAUCAGAGAACAUGAUGGAACUACGUUUAACAGGUACAAGCAUCAAUGCAUUGCCCUCAUCUCUUGGACUCCAAAGCAAGAUGGAAACCUUAGUUGUAGGUUAUAGUGACAUUCAAAGCUUACCUUCAUGCAUUAAGGAUCUUACAAGACUGCGAUAUCUAGAUCUAAGACGUUGUUACGAGCUUCAAACUCUACCAGAGCUUCCCCCAUCCAUUGAAAUCCUACUUGUUGAAGAAUGCACAUCAUUGAAGACUGUAUUGUUCCCUUCAACACCUACUGAACGAUUUAACGAAAAUAGGAAAAGGGCUGAGUUUUGGAAUUGCUUUAACUUGGAUGAAGCUUCUCUCAUUGCUAUUGGGUUAAGUGCAUCUAGAAACAUAAGGAAAUUUGCUUGCCUGCAUAUAUUCCCAUCAAAACAUGAUCACGAUAAUUACAGUGAUUAUAAUCAAUCAAUGUAUGUGUAUCCGGGAAGCAAUGUUCCAGAGUGGUUAGAGUAUAAGACAAAAAACGAUUAUAUAGUUAUUGAUCUCCCUGCUGCUCAAAUUCCAUCUAUGUUGGGCUUCAUUUUCUGCUUCAUCAUUGGCAAGGACUCAGAAUAUGGUGAGAUAUUGAUAAUAGAUGUCACAGUUAGUGAUGGUGAUGGUGAAGGUAAAAAGGAAAAUUUUGAAAUGCACAUGACAAGGCCAUGUGCCAAAAUUGCAUUAGAUCAUGUGUGUGUGAUGUACAAUCAACAAUUUUCUGACUACCUAUUGAGCAGAGCCGAAUAUCAGAAAAGGUUUCAAAUAAAGGUUACAACAAGGAUGAAAUCCAGUGAAUCCAGAUAUAGACCAGAGGUGGCAAUAAAAGGGAUUGGAGUAAGCAAAAUAAACGGCUCCACAUAUUUGAAUUUCAUUCGAAUAAGAGAAUUGAUUUAUAUUGAAAACAACUGGGAUUCCCUUAUGCUUAGCAUCUUCUUAUGUAUUUCUGUCCUUCAAUUGAAGAUGAAAAAUUUGAUUUAG